Molecule: messenger RNA, 1186 nt
Organism: Kockovaella imperatae
Lineage: Eukaryota; Fungi; Basidiomycota; Tremellomycetes; Tremellales; Cuniculitremaceae
Exons: 5
Coding region: 123-1037 (304 amino acids)
Source: RefSeq, a predicted model, not a curated record
CAUCACCCCUCCUCCCCUUUGUGUGUGUCUUAUUUUGGGUGUCUGUUUGAUCAACUUCUUACCGGACUCCAGCUACCUACCAUCAUCCCAUCUCUAGUCUAUCGAUAACACCACAAUCCACAAUGGGACUCUUUGGCUCAUCUGACCCCACCGUCAAGCAGGAGAAGCUCAUCAACAAGGAGGCAAAGAACGACGAGAAGGCUCUCAAGUCAGCUAUCAAGGACGUAUCCAACACUGAGAAGGAUGAGCGUCACGCUCUCAAGCAGAAGCACGCCGCUACCGAAGCGUACGAGAAAUCUAUGAAGCACGAGCAAAAGAUUCGUGAAGAGCUCACCAAGCUCACUGCUAAACACGAAGCCGCCGUCUCUCACAUGAAGGCAAUGGAGAAGGAACUUCAAUCGAAGACUGAGGCUCACCAAAGAGCCUACGAUCUCAGUCACAAGACUAAGGGUGAACUUGAAAACCUGCAGAAGGAGAACGCCGGCCACGAGGCCGAACGACAACGACGUCUCAAUCAGCUCCACGGUACCGUCGGCGCCGCAGCUGGAGGUGAUGGUGUCCUUCGAGACAUUAACGGAAACCCGGCGCACGGACCUGAUGCUCGAGGAAUCUCUCGUGAACCAUCCAAUGCGAGCCGCCACAACGUUGCACCAAUCGCUGCCGGUACGGCGGUCGGAGCAGGUGCAGGUGUCGCAGGCGCCGAAGCUGUCUCGCACGAAGGUACCGCACCUCAGACUUACCAAGCUCCAGCGGCAACUCAAACCGUCCCUCAGACGACUGAGCACCUCGCUUCGCCAACCACUACCACUACCACAAAUGCCAACACCUUUGCGCCUCCGCCAUCUCAUCCUUCUACCGCACCGCAGUCUGCUGCUCCUUCCGUUGUCGGCUCGACGACAUCUCCCACCAUCGCCACCGCCCCUGCUGUCCAGACCACCGCCCCGACACAUGAAAACAUGUCUCCAUUGGGAACUGUGCAACCCCAUCAGACCACUACUGAGGGUCAGCAUGUCGCGGAGGCCGUCAAGUCGAUGUAGGUGAGGACGUUACUAUGGAGAGCCCUUUACUUUAGUCUAUAGAUCCUUUUCAUCCUCUACCUACUCUCAUCUUCCCUACGGCCAAUUUGAUCUGGGCUACUGUUAUACACGACUGUCCUACACAAUCCUGCGAAUGCAUGUCUUGAUAC